AUGAGUUUGUUAUCUUCGCAAUCCAAAGAACUUGUAUCAAACCAUGAUAAUGACCGUGACAAUAACUAUAACUAUAACCAUAAUGACAAAAAUGAACACACUAAUGACCCCACUACUGAUAAUAUUAAUAUUAUGGCUGUACGAAGUGAAGGUGAUGAUAUCAUAGAGGCAUCCAAAAAAAAUUCUAAAAACCUUUCUGCUACAAUGCUGACUAAUGUUAAUAAUAUAAAACUUCGUGAUAUAUUCGCUAUUUGGAUCAUCAAUCGUCAACGUCUCUUUACUAUAAUUGAAGACCCUGAAUUGAUUGAAAUCAUACAGUAUUUAAAUCUCACAGCGCAAUUAGUUAAAGCAAAUACAAUAAAGAAUGCAAUUAUGUCACUUUAUAACUCUGAAAAAAGGGAAUUGAAGGCAAGCUUCACGAAUAUUAUAUCCUAG
Molecule: messenger RNA, 435 nt
Organism: Racocetra persica
Lineage: Eukaryota; Fungi; Glomeromycota; Glomeromycetes; Diversisporales; Gigasporaceae
Source: the annotation of a GenBank genome assembly